CCGGUCAGAUACUUAAAGGCAUGAAGCAAGCACUCUGCGUAUGGAGUUAAGUGGUCUCCAGGGCUUCAUAAAUCGUAUAGGUAUGCACUGGAUGGCUAGGAUGGUCAGGCGAUUGGAGAGUUUAAGUAUAAAUAAGAAGUGCAACGUAUAUGUGAUGGAUACACCAACACAAUUGGUCGUCAUUGAGGCAAGAGGGGCAUGAAUCAGGUGAAGACUUUGCAAAGUGAACGCAUAAACCGCAGGCUUCUCUGAAUACUUAUACUGGGACGAAAACGCAGAGCUUGUUAUGGUUUUGGUCCUUGGAACUGCAGACAUCCCGAGAAUGUACUCACUCCCAUUCACUGUCGAAGCAUCAUCUCGCGUCCUCACAACUUUUGGUCACUGAAACAAACACUUGCGACCACUGAAUCUACAGCCACCGCAUCCUCUAGACAAUCUAACGUAUUCGAGUGUGCUGCAAAGCAUAGCAAAAGGAAAUAAGGUCAAUAUGCGGCGCUCAAAGAAGCAGCGGCAGUGGAAGCUUCGUGAUAAGCUCCGUGCUCUUUUGACCAGAAACUCGUCUGAGGCGGCUACAAACCCCACCCAGCCAGAACAGCAAGAAAUUGUGGAAACACUGCCUCUGGCUGACAUGGGUAUUCAUGAACAUGUUCCUAGGGUUUCUUCUGAAAGUUCAGAGCUAUCACAGAACGGAACCAAAACGAUCAGACUGGUGAAUCCUCCCGCCUCUUCUGGGGAGCCUAACCCGGAAACUGUUGUUGAGGAUGAUCGCGACUCUUUGGUUGAUGGCUACCCAGGAAGAAUACUUCAAAGUGGGCGCUGGCGAGCGUCUGCCAAAAUUGAUGGGCUCAUUGGGGGUGAGCGCAGCAGCCUGAAAAAGCAAGACACCAGCGUCGGACCUGUAAGCAAAGAUGGGGAUGACCAAGGGCUAGCUGGCUUCGGAGGAGAUUCAGAUACUCCAUCAAUGAAUACCUUUUCAUCCUCUAAGAAAGAUAUAGCCAGCGCCUCGGAGAAAGUUUGCCAUUCUGAAGCUCUUGCCGGCAAAUCUACGCUGAUGAGAGACGCUCAUGCAAUUCAAAAGGCCAAGGAUAAUGCUGAAGUCAAGAAGAACGGCUCAGCUCACAGGCAUAGCGGUUCGAAAGCCGAGCAAAGUAACGGACGACGCGACCUCGACUCCCCGAUUAAACUUUGGAGAGAUUGGACUCAAAGGAAUGAUAUGUUUGAAAUUGCGGAAACUUCUAGUUCUGUGAAAGGUUCUAUCAGAUCUGAGAGCAGGCGCCCUAGUCUUGAAAGAACCGCAGAAUCGAACAUCGUCCCAAUGGCUCACAGCAAGGCCGAGAUGCUUCAGAAGGCGACCCCAGAUUCGAACGGAGCACUAACAUCCAGGGAGGACCGGCCUGAUAACAGUCAGCGUGUAGAUUUGGCGUUCAUUCCGCGCCCUAGCAAGAUUCCGCGUCGCAACCAAUCUACCGUUAGGGCCCGUUUUCGACGACCUUUGGAAGUGGUCACCAAACAUGGGGCCGCCGGCAAAGCCUAUCUCGAACGCGUGCUCAAUAAGAAAGAAAGGUUGGCAGGAAACAACCCAGUGGGUGUUGACCAAGAGCAGCAAUUGCAGCAUCAUGAUACAUCCUUGCAAUUUAAAGAUGCAGACUCAGGAUCCGGACUCGACAUAUAG
Molecule: messenger RNA, 1672 nt
Organism: Xylona heveae TC161
Lineage: Eukaryota; Fungi; Ascomycota; Xylonomycetes; Xylonales; Xylonaceae
Exons: 2
Coding region: 488-1672 (394 amino acids)
Source: RefSeq, a predicted model, not a curated record